GGAAGGUUUCCGUGAUGUCAUACAACGAUGCAUCAUAUAGGUGCGGGAGAGAUACUUCUUUGUGUGGAGGUGGAUAUUUAAGAUUGAGAAAGUCCACAAUGUUUUGCAAUUAACAUAUACACAGUUCAGUCUGUUAGUUUCCAACAAUAAUCUCACAAAUCGCAACAGUAUUAGCAAAUAACAAUGUCAACACCAACACCUCAUCCCCAACAUGGUGUUCCAUGUGGUACUAGUACUCCUCGACCAGGUCUUCUUAACACACCUGCGCCUGGUGUCCCCUUCUAUACCCCUCUCCAAAGUCCUCCCUCGGGCACAGCCCUCCAUCUCAGCCCUUCAACUCCCAAACUCUUCACCCCCCUCAAAAUCCGCUCUCUCACUCUCCAAAAUCGCAUCAUGCUCUCUCCAAUGUGUCAAUACUCCGCUUCUAACGGCCACUUUACUCCUUGGCACAUGGCUCAUCUAGGUGGGAUCAUCUCCCGCGGUCCUGGUCUCUCGAUGGUAGAAGCCACCUCUGUUUUACCCGAAGGAAGAAUCACCCCUGAAGACAGCGGAUUAUGGUUAGAUUCUCAAGGCGACAAAUUGAAAGAAGUUGUACAAUUCGCACAUUCACAGGGACAGCUAAUUGGGAUUCAAUUGAGCCACGCAGGGAGAAAAGCGAGUAUGGUAGCACCAUGGCUCGAUCGCUCCGCCGUCGCAACAGAGGAAGCAGGCGGCUGGCCCACCAAAGUCAAAGGACCAAGCGCUAUUCCCUACGACGAACAUCACUACAAACCUUCUGCCAUGACACUUGAAGAUAUUCAAGAAUUCAAAGACGCAUGGGCCGCGUCUCUCAAACGCGCACUCAAAGCUGGAUUCGACGUGAUAGAAAUCCAUAACGCGCACGGGUAUCUGCUUCACGAAUUCGUGUCUCCGGUUUCUAACAAACGCACCGAUCAAUAUGGUGGGAGUUUUGAAAAUCGUAUUCGUCUCACCCUUGAGAUUGUAGAGAUUACGCGGAAGAUUAUUCCCGAAUCUAUGCCGCUUUUCUUGCGGAUUAGUGCGACGGAUUGGUUGGAUUAUGAGGGGUUUGGAGAGGAGAGUUGGACGGUGGCGGAUUCGGCGAGGUUGGCGGGGAUUCUGGCGGAUAGGGGGGUGGAUUUAAUGGAUGUUUCUUCCGGGGCGAAUCAUCCGAGACAGAAGAUUACGGCAGGGUUGGGAUAUCAGGCGCCAUUUGCGAAGGAGAUUAAGAGGGUGGUGGGGGAGAGGAUGUUGGUUGGGACGGUGGGGAUGAUCGGGAGUGGAAGGCAAGCGGAGGGGCUGUUGAGUGGAAUGGGAGGGGAGAGAGGUGUGGAUGAAGGGGAGGAGGAGGAGGGGAAGGGGACGGAAUUAGAUUUGGUCAUUGUCGCGCGUGGGUUUCAGAAGAAUCCGGGGUUGGUGUGGGAGUGGGCGGAGGAAUUGGGGGUUAGGAUUAUGGUGGCACAUCAGAUGAGGUGGGGGUUUAGGGGGAAGGCAGGGGGACAUUAGAGGCGGGAGGGUUGAUUUGGAUAUUUGAAUAUUUGGUGGGUGGGGGAUGAGGAGAAGAGGGAUGGAGAUAAUACUUAUGGGAUUAAGAUUUGCGUUUUCCUUCUUUACUUCUUCCGUAUACCUGUAGUAUCAUCUGAUCUUCAUAUUAAUUCUUAUAUUUCUUCCCUCCUCGCCUUCCGCUUUCUCA
This is a messenger RNA of Botrytis cinerea B05.10, 1690 nucleotides long. RefSeq lists its product as hypothetical. Gene Ontology annotation, molecular function: FMN binding; NADP binding; NADPH dehydrogenase activity. The transcript has 2 exons. Gene Ontology annotation, cellular component: intracellular anatomical structure. NCBI's taxonomy places the organism in Eukaryota, Fungi, Ascomycota, Leotiomycetes, Helotiales, Sclerotiniaceae. The record is from RefSeq and is a predicted model, not a curated record. Bases 184 to 1503 code for a protein of 439 amino acids.